Carassius gibelio (silver crucian carp) is the source of this 3582-nucleotide messenger RNA. Its product is annotated as leucine-rich melanocyte differentiation-associated protein-like. The record is from RefSeq and is a predicted model, not a curated record. The coding region runs from base 494 to 1186 and encodes 230 amino acids. The transcript is spliced from 8 exons. NCBI's taxonomy places the organism in Eukaryota, Metazoa, Chordata, Actinopteri, Cypriniformes, Cyprinidae. Gene Ontology annotation, biological process: melanocyte differentiation.
AGGAUCAUUCUGCUUGAAACAACGCUAAUAUUAAAGCUUUAUCGUGUUGUUUCAUCUCAAACGAUUGUGUGAACACACGACUUGAACAGUUAAAUAUGAUUAUCUAAAUUAUAAUAGUACAGUGAAAUUGUAAAUGAUUUAUUAUACGUUGUACAACACUUUAAACACAUGCUUUGCAAAUUCGCCUCAACUUCCAGUGAUUAAAACGGUUACCUUUUCAAACGAGAGCGGCCUGUAUCGCUAGCAGCAAUGUUACUCAUCAUUAUUUUCAUGUAAGAUGUUAUGAGCAGCUGAAACAGAUUUGAUUGUGGCGCGUGCUUCCGUUCAAGAUCAACUGACACGAGCACGCGGAAGAACUAAAGCUUCAUUCGGAACGUAGUUUAAAAGUUUAUUUUGAAAACACAAAGAACAAAUUUCAGUCUUAUGAGCAGAGAAACGUUUGUGGUGGUCCUCGUUUGAUGCGUCUUUCCUUCUGAACUGUCAUUUGACUACAAUGGCACACAACGAGUCAACGGUUGUAGUGAAUGGAAGUCAGGUGUCCUGCAUUGGGCAUGAUUGGGAAGACAUUCCAGAUUUUCUUGGGGCAAAAUAUGGAGAAGUAGCAAGAAGAUUAGAUCUCAGCUUCAACCAAAUGAGGUCACUGACAGGCCUGAAAGCAUUCAGCCAACUGGAAGAGCUGAUUGUGGACAACAAUCUUCUCGGAAAUGACCUCCGGUUGCCCAGGUUACCACGGCUCCAUACCUUAACGCUCAAUAAGAACCAAUUCACUGACAUCGAGGCCCUGUUGGAGAAUUUGGCAGAAGUGACGCCAGCGCUGGAAUACCUGAGCCUUCUGGGAAAUGAGUCCUGUCCCAACCAACUGGUCAGCAUGGAUAAAGAUGAAGACGACUAUCAGAGAUACAGGUCCUUUGUGCUACAUAAGCUGACAAAGCUGAAGUUCCUGGACACCAGGAGAGUGACCCAGUGGGAACGGUCAGAGGCCGAAGCACGUGGAGCUUUCAUGAAGGUGGUCAAGCCAAAAAAUGACCAAGAAGAGUCUGCUCUCCACCCUCACAGAUACUGGGUGCCUCUCGAUGUUUCGGCGAGGGAACUCUCCAGCUUUGGGGGCGUUUUCACCAAGUGCCGUUAUGUCUACUACGGCAAGCACUCAGAGGGCAAUCGAUUCAUCCGCAAUGACCAGCUCUGACUGACAGACGGGUCAGUGGAUACACACACGAGGGGCUUUACAAAGAUAUCUUGCGCAUAUUAUUAUAAAUAUACAUGUUGCCACACACAUUUGAAGCAGCUGAACACAGCCCUCUAGUGCCGUCUGCUGAGUGUGCCUUCCCUGCCACCUCCCAUCGCUCUCGCUCCGUCUGAGCAGUGCCAUCCAGAUUGACAUGAUUGCCUUUAAGCAGCCCCGCUAUGCCACAGUGACAGAAACACACUCGUCUUGACAGCCGCGGCUCCAUGAUGGAUUGCCUGGUCCAACUGCUGCUCUCCCCAGGUCAAAGGUCCCACCUGAGGCUUUGGGCUGCCCACACGGAAGCCCAGGAUGAGCGUCCCUCAAAGUCAAAGCUAAAGUUAAAGAGAAAGAUCAGGGGAAAGUGCCGCUUUUGUUGGAGUUUUACACUAUAACCAUCAUUAAAAUUAAACUUUAUUGCAUGGUUUUGUCACCAUGUAAUUUUCUGGACAUUACUGUAGGCAGAAUGUCAGUUUCAAUCUUUGAAAAAAAGGCUAAUAAAUGUAAACAGAUUUAAUUUAGUUUGUUUCAAUUUAUUAGCCUUUUAAGCAUUAAAUAUAAAAGACGUGUCAGGCAAGUGCUCAACAUCAAUUGGCAUGAAGUGUUUUUAUUUUUAUUUUUUUUAAUAUACAGAGAAAUGUCAUUUUAAAAUUAUUAGCCAUUUUUAAACACACCUUUAAUUUAUGGUUUUAAUUUAUGAUUUAAUCUGUGUUAUUGUGUUUUAAUGAUCCAAAGCUGUAUUGAAUAUUUUCAGCAUGAGUGUUUUCAGAAAUGCAGCUGCGAGGCCCUCACAGGCUCUUGACUCUGUGGCAUGUGUAUGUUUUGCGUGUUUGUGAGGUGCAUGUGCAUGUCGUGUGCGAAGUUUGUGUGUUGCGGGGGCAGCUGUUGCAAUGCCGGAGCCUGGAGGAGCUGUGAAAGAAAGAGGUAAUGAGCUUUGCUUUAUUUCAUUCUUUCUCUGGAGGGAGAGAGCAAAGAAAGACAGCAGCUCUGGCAGUGAAAUUGGAGGAGGUGGAUGUACAGUAUGCAUGUGUGAGAGGGGAGUCAACAACUUCCUCCAGUCUUUUUGAUUGUUUCCUCGUGCGGUUUUUGGACCUACUGUAUUCACGUUAUUUUAAUGAUUUAUUUUCUCUGUAUGUUUUGAAAAAUCAAUUUAAAAAAAAUCCGUAAUGGCCUUUGUUGUGCUUUGGAAACAGAGUUUACAAGCAGUGGCCAAAAAGUUGGGCAAAUAUUUGAAAAAUCAACUCCAUUAGGUACAGUGAGGGUGAUGAAUGUUUUAAGUGCAUCCAAUUUAUUUUGCCUCCUGUGUUGUUGUUGUUUUUUGUUGUUUGUUGUUUUUUUUCAUAUUACAUUCCACAUUUAAAGUUGAGCUUUGAAGUCUGCGUAGCCAAAGAUCCACUGCAAAACCUUGUUAAUGUGUGGUUCCUUUAGUUUAACUUAUUUUCCUUUUUGUGUGUGUGUGUGUGUGUGUAGUAGGCUAAACCUACCGUUUAAUUUCCAUAAAGGUACAUAUGUAAUUUAAAUAUUAUGUAACUGAGUGCAUAAAUGAACGUGAGUAAUCUUUAACAAUAGCCGAUAUUAACGGUUUACGCGAUCUUGCUCUUGAUUUUAUUACUUUUAUUAUUUUUUUAUUAUUAUUUCUUUGCCGGUAAGCAAAUAUAUCAAACAAGAGCAUCUACGGUUAUUCACGUUGGCCAAAACACACAAGGAAACGCGUUGUGAAUUAAUACAUCACCGGAAAUCACAGACAUUCGCAUUAGUUUUCUCAAAGGAUCACUGAGUUUGCUGAAAAACAGUAGUUAAUUUGCUCUGGAAUUAUCACAGAGGUUGUGUGAGAAAAACACAGACGUGGCAGAUUCGGACGGGUCACCAAAUCACCAAGUACGUCUGUGAAACACAGAUUUCUCUAACGACCCCCUGUAAAACUAGUCCCGUCCGAAUAGGGCUUUCGUUAUUGCUUCAAUGCAAAGGAAACCAGUAUUUGCAUUGAAUCUGUGUAGAUUUGUCUUAAACUUGCCCAAGAAAUUAUAUAUAUAAGUUAUUGGGCAAGUUCAUUUGAGCCAGAUCUCUCUCUCUCUCUCUCUCUUUAAUUAUUAUUAUAAAUAUCGUUUUUAUGACUUCAUAUUGAUACAGACUUCAUAGUAUCUGCACAUUUGCUUGAUUAUUUAACUGAACUGCAAUUUGUCAUCUACACAUAUGUAAUCAAACAAUAUAAUGGGUAGUAUAUCACUUGUAUGUAAUAAUUGUUUAAAAACAAAUUCUUAUUAAAAUGUAAUCCCAAAAUCAUGAAACAUUAUUUUGAUUAAAUAACCAUGAUCUAAGGUAGAUCUUAAGCAAUAAAUAAAUAAAAUUACUUUGAUAAA